Molecule: messenger RNA, 2447 nt
Organism: Anarrhichthys ocellatus (wolf-eel)
Lineage: Eukaryota; Metazoa; Chordata; Actinopteri; Perciformes; Anarhichadidae
Gene: pex19
Product: peroxisomal biogenesis factor 19
Exons: 7
Coding region: 756-1439 (227 amino acids)
Biological process (GO): protein import into peroxisome membrane
Cellular component (GO): peroxisomal membrane; peroxisome
Source: RefSeq, a predicted model, not a curated record
UGAACGCUGUUAUGUUCAGCAUGAAACUUUAUCUCAUUUUAGAGAAUGUAGUUUAUGGUGCUGAUUAAGUAUAUUGCAUUAUAAACAUUAUACAUGUAUAUAAUGUUUAACAUAUAACACAGUUAUACCACGGAGGACCAACUAAAUAUUAGUACAACACAGUAGAGCACCACAAACAAGGCAACAAGUUAUUAGUUUUAGAUAAGUUCAACUAAUUAACUUAAACUGACUGUACAGUUCAAGUUCUAUUAUCAGUAUAUACUCAUUUUAAUAUCAGUUGACAUAUUACAUCAAACUCAGAGCUGUAGUUUGAUCUUAAUUCAUAAUAUUAAAGAUGACAGUUGUGUUUUCAUCGCUGGAAAAGAGCUUAAAACAUCCAUUGGAUUGCUCCAAAGAAGACGCAUUAUGCAGCAUUACCUGUGAGGAAAAUACAAGAUUAAAAGCUUCUGGACUCGAUCGAAUAUUUAGGAAUUCACUGCACAAACUGUACCAGUUUAAAUUGGUAAAGGAAUAAGUAGAUAAAUACUGAAUCCUAACAUGUGUGUGGUUUAACUACUCCUUUAAUAGUCUCCAAAAGACCACUAGCAUGGUUCUAACGUUUUCUUUUUCUUUAAGGUGCGCUGGAUGACUUUGACAAAACACCGGCCCCUCCAGCCCCUGAACCUGCAGCUGCUUCCUCCUCAGCCACCAGUGGUGCAGAGAAGCCACCUCUGCUUGAAGACAGCAAGCUCUUUGAGACUCUCUUUGACGGGGACAUGGCGACCCAAGCCAAGGAGGAGUGGGAGAAGGCCAUGACUGAGCUGGCCCACGAGGAGCCAGAACUACUGCAGCACUUCAAUAAACUGUCAGAGGCGGCAGGCAAAGUUGGCACUGACACGGCCUCCCAGCAAGAAUUCACUUCCUGUCUUAAAGACACCCUGCGUGGCCUGGCCAAGAAUGCAGAUAACCUGCAGACCUCAGGACUAGCUGGAGACGAUCUUGUCAAGGCUCUAGAAGGCCUGGGAUUGGAAGAGGGAGGCGAAGGAGGCGAAGGAGGCGGUGAUGACGGAAACAUCCUCCCCAUCAUGCAGUCCAUCAUGCAGAAUCUCCUCUCUAAGGAAGUGCUUUAUCCGUCUCUCAAAGAGAUCACUGCUAAGUACCCAGAAUGGCUGGAAGCCAACAAGCCGAGCCUUAGCGCGGAGGACUACCAGCGCUAUGAGCAGCAGUCCAAAAUCAUGGGAGAGAUUUGUAAGGGCUUUGAGAACGAGGAGCAGGGGGCGGGAGAUAAAGACGGCAUGUUCGAGAGCAUCAUGGACCUGAUGCAAAAGCUUCAAGACCUGGGCCAGCCACCCAAAGAGCUCGCAGGUGAUGCGCCUCCAGGCUUCAACUUCGACAUGGAGUCCCUCAAUCUCCCCGGAGGCCCCGGGGCUGGAGCGGCCGACCAGUGCUCCAUCAUGUGAUCAGGUAGCGGUGCGACCCAUCAGAAGCACCGGAGCCAAUGGGUCCCUCUGUGUGCGUCAGCGACAGGCAAGGGAGUGAUGGAGUGUGAAGCAAAGGUCAGGCAGGAGAGUGACCGGACCGCUCGACACCGUUCUCCCUCAAGUAGAAGGUGUGUGUGGAAGCAGAAACAACAGGAGGAGGCACGAAAACCAACGGGAACCACACACACACACACACACACACCAAACACACUCUCUCCUGUCUAAAAAUCACUGAACGCACAGCUGAGAACAUUUCAACAUCUUUGCAUUAGUUUGUCAGCGUUUGACGCAGCUCCUUCACGGUUUAGUUUUAACAGCAUUUCUUUAAAAAAGAAAAAUACCACUGUCGUUCUUUAUGUUGUUUUUACAAAAACUGUUUCAUGGUAAAAUCUUAUCAAACCACCUCACGGGUAUUAACAGUGCCUUUGCAGAAUGACUUUAAGUUAUUGUUUUAGGUCUUUAGAUUUUGCUAUCAUUCAGCUCAGCACUUAAGAUUAUAGUUUUAAAGUGGUGUGAAUCCUGCAAUAUCAUACACCAAGUAAGUAAUUCUUUGGUGCUUCAUUAAAAACGCACCUAUGUUUCUGUACAGGUUGUAGAGGAUGUAACUUAACGAGUUAAUUACUUAUUAACAUGUAAGGAAACUGAAGAAAAAAAGAGUAGUGUACAUUUGUUAAUUAUUUAAAUGAUUAAAAAUACUAGAGAGGUUUAAACACCUCGUGAGAUGUUCCCAGCGCCAACUAAUUGAAGAAGACCCAUCCCCCUGAGUGUUAACUCUUUCCCAGGUGUUGAUUUGAAAUGAUUGAGAUGAUGAAGCCUUUGCUGUGGUGAGUGUACAGUUGCUGUGAAGAGUGCUCCCCUUGUUAUCCCCAGUGUUUUUAAUGUGCAGAGUGAUGUUUUCUCUGGUCUGGGGUCCCUGCUAGGAAAGAAAAACUCUUGACGGAUAUUCAGGAGUGUUUACCACCGUCUGCUUUUGUCCUGCACCCUCCA